CUCCGAAUGUACGGCACCACCACACUUCCACUUUGCCUCUUUCAGGAGAGAAGUCGCAAGUGCCAAACGAUGAUCGGCGACUUCGAGUACCUGCAGCAGCGUUUAGCACUCCGCGUGGACGUCAUGCAGCGCCACAUAGAGGGUGUUGCUGAGGUGAUACUGGCCCCUAGAGCGGCAGAGCUGCGCGUGCUUCGGCUGCACGCUCGACAGCUAAAAGUGAAGAGCGUGUGUAUUAACGGUGUGAAGGCCAACUUCGAGCAACUUAACUUCCUGGGCGAGAUCGUGGACGAAAACUACAGAGACUUGGCUACAUUCGACCUAUUCUACCGCGGCGCUAUCGUCGCCUCUAAGGAAGGCGAACUCAUCAUCGAGAUCCCGAGAGACGUAACAUUCCAGGAGGACGAGGAGAACGCCGAGGACUCGAGCAACUUAAGAGACCAACAAGUGGAAAAAGACGAUGACGACGGCGAAGAGACAGAAGUUGAUACUCAAAAAGAACAAAAGUUGGUACUCGAUGCCUGGGACCUCGAUCGUCUGCCCAAGAGCUCCACAGGCUUCAAACCUGUGGUUGUGAGGGUCGAAUACGACGUUGACGAGCCCACUGGUGGCCUGAGGUUCGUGCUGCCAGACGAACAGUACCAACCUAAGAGAAGUCCGCACAUGUACACUUAUUGUGGACCUUUUGGCGGUCUGUGCGACGGAGCACGGUCCUGGAUGCCUUGCAGAGACACUUUGAGAGAUGCCUGCACAUUUAGGAUCGAGCUUACAGUGCCCGACUGGUGUGUGGCUGUCUGUAGUGGACAGAUGGUGCAACAGAUUCUAAAUCCAGAGACAGAUGCGGACGGAGGACAGUGGAGGACGUUCAGAUAUGUCGUAAACCCCAAGACCAAUUGCUCGUCCAUUGGCUUUGCAGUGGGACCUUUUAGACUCUACGUCCCGCCAGAAAUGCCCCGAAUGACGCACUUUGCAUUGCCCGAGUGCUUCGAAGACCUCGUGCAUUGCACGUCCAAGUUGUCCUCGGCCAUGACGUAUUUUGAAGGAGCACUGGGCACUUUGUUCCCAUUCAAAACGUACCAGCAAGUGUUUGUGGAAGAUCUACCGGAUCAGCUGCAAUAUAUUGCAGGAGGAGCCAUUCUGGACCAGAAUUUGCUGCAUGGACCGAGGAUUAUUGAUCGUGAAUUACCAUCGCACUUGGCACAGGUUAAGGCGCUUGUAGGCAGUUGGAUUGGCGGCGCUGUGGGUAUUCAAAGUACGAAAGACGCGUGGGUGUUGAUUGGUGUUAUUGGGCAUCUAGUGAACACGUAUGUCCGCUCUGUAUACGGGGAAGAAGAGUAUGGAUACCGUAUUCAACUGGCGAUGGAUGCGUUGACUACGAUGGAGUUGACGACAGAUCAUCAGUCUCCAGCGUUGCUGUCGUCGGAAGUGGACGUGUAUUCAGAGUACGACCCGUUGUCGCUGACGCUGCUGGAAGUAAAGGCUCCUCUUGUGCUGCAUAUGAUUGAGCAGCGUGUAGGACCAAAGCAUUUGAGUAUCGCUAUUCAACGUGCUGUGUCUGAAGGAGCUGGUAUGGCAGCGAAUAAUGCUGCAAGUGGAGGUGACGCGCCUAAUAAUGGCGAUAGCAAGGAUGAAGAGAAUGGAAAGAGCACUGACGACAAGAAGAGUGCAGAUGAAGAAGGAGACGCUGGUGCUGAGAACUCUAACGCGUCAGGGAAACCAGCCAAUGGAGCGACGUCAUCGGAGCCUUUGACGACGUUGUCAUUCUUGAAGACAGUGAAGACGAUCGCUGGUGCUGCAGGUCAAGACCUCACUAAAUCGUUCCUUACGUCGUGGAUUAUUGAGCCUGGGAUGCCUUUCUUUACGGUCGGAUACUGGUACAACCGUAAGCAGACACAAGCAGAAGUGGUGUUGCAACAGGAGAUUCCCCCUGGAGGGAAGCUUUACACUGGUCCAAUCACCAUUACGAUCGUCGAGGAUACGAGUGAGUACACUUAUCAGAAGCGUAUCGAACACAAGCGGCACAAAUUCGACUUCCCAUGUCACUCGAAAGUCCGAAAGAAACGUCGAAAGCGUCAGGGACUCGCAGACCCGGACGACUCGGUAUCUGUCGGUGGACCAGGGAUGGGUCUGAACGAUACUCCAGUCUUCUGGGUCAAGAUCGACACGGGUUGUGCCUGGCUACGACAUGUCGUGAUGCAUCAGCCGGACUUUAACUGGAUGGAGCAGUUGCUCUCGGACAAGAAGGUUGGCUCGCGUGUACAUGCUGCUCGUGCGUUAGCGCUCUUCCAUCGACCUCACGAGAAGCCGAACGUCAUGUCAUGUCGAGUUCUCACUGAGUGUAUGAGUGGUCUUACGACUCAUUCAAGGCGACUACGUGCCGAAGCAGCUCAAUCUCUCGGCAUCUGGCAGUCGAUCCACGCACCUCUCACGAAUGCGAACACGCAGCUCCCCAUCUGGAAGGCCAUGCACAAUCUUGUGCGUAUUUUCAAGGAGCAUUUCUUCGAUCGAGCGACAGAUAUGCCACUGCCGAACUACUUUUUGCCUUCUGGCGGCAAGGUUAUCCUCGAGGCCCUGGGAGCACAACAGGCGUCGAUUUCUAGCAAGCAGAUCCAGGUGCAAGACUAUGCUGAGGGAGAGUACGAAAUCAAGAAGAGUAUUCCUAAGGCACUAGCGAUGAUUCGUGCUCAGAACGGCAAGACGCCACCGGAGAUCGAGAGGUUCCUGCUGCAAUUGCUGACGGAGAAUGACAACUCGAAGAAUUACGUGGAAAUGGACGACCAAUCGCAAGUGGCGGACGACUGCUACUACAUUGGCAACAUCGUCUUGUCACUGUCCGUGUUGAGUUUGGAUCGUCCUACUCGCUCGGAAGACGGUGACGCGGUUGCGCUCGAGAUCCUGCGCUAUCUGCACUACGACCAAGUCCAGCCCAGCUACAACAAAACAAUCACCGUGUGCUGUCUCGAAGCCUUGUGUAACUUGGUGUUGGCAGGACGUUGCGAGGAGAAGCUCGUCAACUUCCAUUCAUUCGCAUCGCCCAAGCACUCGAAUCUCGUCCGCAAAGCUGCCAUCGAGAGUAUUCUCCGUCUAUACUUCGCUGAAGACCCCAAUGGCCCAAAUACGGGAGACAAUUCUUCAUCGAUGGGAAUGAGUUACUCUGUCAACACCAGUAAAUCUAGUCGACGAGGAGCGACUUCGUUGUUAUCGAACAGUUAUGGAGCGACGGCUGCGAUGUUGUGGCUGUGUGAGUUGUUGAAGGCGGAACAGUCUCCCGGGAUCCGCUUGUUUGCGGUCCAAGUGUGUCUGAACUGCAUGCGUGGGUUCCCACCAGGUGUAGGCAAAGAGGUGCUUGCUACGUGGGACCACAGCUACACUCUGGGUCUGAUGAAUUAUAUCGAAAUGAAGGAACCGACGUCGUUCGUGCUCAAGAGUCCGGAGAAGGACAAGAUCUUGGGACUGUUUGAUCGCCCCAAUCUAAGCAAACUUCGAGAUGACAGCAGCUCGGCUAAACGUAUCGCUGAAGAGCUGUGGAACCUGAUGAACACGAAUGCUGCCAUGGACCAGAGACUUCGUGUGGCGCUCAUUGUUCUAUACAGGAAGAUCUGGGGAGAGACGACACCAAUAGCUGUGGCUCAUAUCGUUCAGGACAAGCCUGCGAACUGGGCUGGAGGCUAUGAAAGCUUGCGAUUGAUGAUGGAGGAGAGUAAGAACCGGAUGCUGAUGAAUGGAGGACGUGCUGGCGCCAAUACCGACGCUGGCAACGGACUUGGUCGAAAGCAUGAUGACGAUCGUAAGCGAGGUUUCUCGUCGACUGCCAGUAGUCCAGCCGAUGCUGCACUCGAACAAUUCCGCGGCAAGAAAUUUAAAUUCAAGAUGGGCGAUACGACGUUCCGAUCCCACAAGCUGUAAGCCAGCAAUGAAACAAUGUUUUAAGCUUUAUGUAGUGCUGUAUUUUCUUAGUUAACGAGUAAAGUGAUGCUGAGCUUAGAGCAGUUUGGCACGCACGACGGCGGCCUAUAAGCCCCUGGAACCUUACCCGAUGGGAUGGAUCUGCGGUAGCAAGUACUUCAAAGUCAUUUUUCACCGUCGCGCUGAGCAGCAACUGUCCGGCACCCUGAACGCUAAUGAGGAAUGCAGAUUCUGGAUAUCAAGCUGAAGAGAUAGACGAUUUUGUGUGUGCUGCUCAAACAGGACGAAACACAGGUAAAUUAUGCGAAAAUGUUUAAAUUACAUCAAUCCAUUUACGUGAAUUUCCA
Molecule: messenger RNA, 4250 nt
Organism: Phytophthora nicotianae INRA-310
Lineage: Eukaryota; Oomycota; Peronosporomycetes; Peronosporales; Peronosporaceae
Exons: 1
Coding region: 7-3903 (1298 amino acids)
Biological process (GO): transcription initiation at RNA polymerase II promoter
Cellular component (GO): transcription factor TFIID complex
Molecular function (GO): transcription cis-regulatory region binding; chromatin binding; RNA polymerase II general transcription initiation factor activity
Source: RefSeq, a predicted model, not a curated record